Molecule: messenger RNA, 1848 nt
Organism: Symbiodinium sp. CCMP2592
Lineage: Eukaryota; Dinophyceae; Suessiales; Symbiodiniaceae
Source: the annotation of a GenBank genome assembly
AUGACGACGAUGCUGGCGACGGUUCUCAGCACGGCGGUGAGCCAUGGUGUUGAUGCAGCGGGGCUUGCGGCCAUUCAGCAGACCAUGGCCAGCAUUGUGGCUGCUGCAAAAGCCCCUGAUGCUGCUGCUGGAGUCGAGGCCGUUGACAAGACGAAGAUCAUCGACUCGCAGCCGGCUUUGCCGCCAAGCCCUUUUUCGACGCCUUUGCCGGCCAGCACAGCAGCAAGCCCUUCGACGCCUUUGCCGCCGGCAAGCACAGCAAGCCCUUCGACGCCUUUGCCGCCGCCGAGCACUGCGAGCCCUUCGACGCCUUUGCCGCCACAGACCGCUGUGACGAAAGCCCCGCCGACAGGACCUGCUCCUUCGACGCCUUUGCCACCGCAGACCGCUGUGACGAAAGCCCCGCCGACGGGACCUGUGGUCAACUCAAGCACCCACAGGACUGAGUACCGCUCGUUCCAACGCUUUUGCGAGAACUCACCGGGAGCAGUGGAGUUGAAGAAGGUGUGGGUGCAGGGCGGACCGCAGCGCUUGGCAAUGUUCCAGAAGUUUGUUCUGACAGGCUGUGGCCAGGACGAAAUCGCAAUCAGCAUGGGCGUCUGCCCGAACUUCGCCACGUCCGUGGCGGCACAGCUGGACUCCAUGAACGGCGCCCUGCCAGUUGCUGAUGGGGCUACUUCUUCGGUGAACCCGCCAGUGCCGGCCCCCGGCAAGGCGGCUCCAAAGGGAAAAGGCAGUGCGCCUGCGCCACCCGGCACGACGACGGAAGACCCCCAGCCGCCGCCCAAGAAGGCGAAAGUUCCGAAGCCGGAGGGAUCCGACAUGGAGUUGAUCUGCAGUGGAGAGAACGUUGGACUUUUCGUGAAGUCGUGGGUGGCGAACACCAUGUUUCAGCGGGAAAGCCUUCUCGGUGCAAAGUUGCAUCUGCUCCGAAAUCUGAGGGUGGAGGUCCUCGAGAGCCAGGAGGCUUUGAUGGGGAAGAUUAAGGACUGUGCCGAAGGCAUCGGGGCUUGUCGCAAGAAGCUCCAGCUCAUGGGGACAGAGCCAGUGGCCGCCGAUGUGCAAUCGGCCCUGCUGGAGGCUACCGUGUUUGUGGAGGGUUUCAAGAAGCAUCUUCGAGUGGCGAAUGAACACUCGGUUUUCACGUGGGCCGGGGAGCCAGCUCCGGACUUCUUCAAGAAGUGGCGUCUGCGGCCGUCGCAGAAGCAGGGGAUGCAAAUGUACCAGGUGGGCUGCGAGUUUGGGCGCAUCAGGGCGGGCACUGUCGACUGGCUGGACUGGUGGCAGAAGGCCAAGAGCGAGCCAUGGGGGAAUCAUCCGGUGCAGUCCUGGCCGGAGGAGGCCAGGCAAAAAGCGGUGGCCGUGUCGAUUCACGGCGAUGAGGGUACUGGGAAGAGGAGCAAAAGCAUCUUGAUCCUGUCGCUUUCGCCCUUGGCCAUCCACCGGGGCGACUCGAUGCUGCAGAAGUUCCCGUUCUGUGUGCCCUGGCCGGUUGUGCGAUCAGACAGAUUUGUCUACGACAACGGCCAGAAUAUCACGCUUCAGGCGCUACAGCGCUACUACGCCGAUUCCUUUCGGAUUUGUGGCGACCCCGCCAGCGAAGGCCAACACGGAUGGACCAUGCACCCUGUCAUAUCGAAGGGAGAUUGGAAGCACAAAAGGGAAUGGUUGGAACAAUGUAGAAGCUACGGGAACCUUGCUAGCAAUGCUCCUCGUGAGCAGAACGCCGGCAGAAUCUGCCCGAGAUGCUUGUGCGAUGGCAGCACACCUGGAAAGCAUUGGGCUGACAUGCGUGAGGGCUUCGAUAACCAGGCAGACUUGGAUGAAGCUUCGAAUGAUAGUAGCUAG